Venturia canescens is the source of this 1456-nucleotide messenger RNA. Its product is annotated as torso-like protein. The record is from RefSeq and is a predicted model, not a curated record. Bases 142 to 1293 code for a protein of 383 amino acids. NCBI's taxonomy places the organism in Eukaryota, Metazoa, Arthropoda, Insecta, Hymenoptera, Ichneumonidae. The transcript is spliced from 3 exons.
GUUCAAGUCUGCCGAAUUUCUAUAAAUAACGAGAAAUUCUUGUCGGAGCUCAUUCAGUCUGAUAUUAAAGUCACGAAACUCAGUUUGGUUUCGACCGACCAGCUCAAAAAUUUCUCACAUACCUCUCGUUUGUACGACCAAAUGACGACGAAGAACAGCGCCAAUGAUCGACUUCCGAUGCACUCGGCGACAGAAAGAGAGUCGACGAGGUGGCUGCGAAGAUCUGCAUCGAAUCGAAGAGCGUGGAAGGGUGGUUCGUUGUUGCUCACUUUGGCGGUACUGAGCGUCACUCGAGGAACGCUUUCACAAAAGCCGCCGACAGGUGGCGCGAUACGAGUCUACAAUAAUUUCGACUCCCUUGGCAAAAACACGAGAUUCGUACCUCAAAAUGGCAAAGAAAGUUCGUUAUUUAGCGAACGAGUGGUCAAAGUUUUUAAAAAUCCACCAAUAAGGCCGAAGUACGAAAAGCCGGCGGAGAGCGACGUCAUAUUCGCCGGUGACUUUGGCAUGGAAUUUUGCAGCAGCCUUGACCGGCUGUUCGAAUCUUAUUUCAGUGAAUUGAAAAUCGAAAAUUUGAACAAACCUUGGCGAAUUUUCACCAAGAACUGGACUGACUGUGACGUCGCUGAGCAUUUCGGCAUAAACCCGGUGCAUCUCGACGACCAUCUUUAUUCCUACCUCCUCGUCAGAAUCCGGAGAAUUCAUGACGGUAAACGGAUCGCAGGCUCAGUCAAAGAUCUUGAACGCGACGAAGCAGUCGGUAAGAAAAUCGACAGCAUCGCUGUCAAUGAUAACCCCGAUGGCCUCGCCGAUGUUACUCAAUUUAUAAGUAGCGUUGGCUCGCAUUACGUUCGUUCUUAUACCACGGGAAAUUCCCUCUUUCAGGUUUUAGUUUAUCCAAAAAUUUUCUUCGAUUCGCUAAAAAAUGUGUUGUACCAGCGAAGGCUGGCUGAUCUGUCAAGAGGCCAACGGGUUGCUUUCGAUGCGGCUUAUUACAACUUCGAGCACAAUGGAACGAUUAAAACAGCGAGUGGAAAUCGUUCGGUCGAGGCUUGGGCAGUCGAAAAUGUGCCAUAUGAAAAUGGCAACAAAUAUAACGAUCUUUUGAAUUCCGUUUGGCAGAACGAAGCAAAGUUACGACGAUUGAAUCAACUCCUGCAAGACGAAGUUAUUCUUCAGCUGAAUCUCCGAUCCGUAGCACCGCUUUUUAAAGAGCCUCAACGUCGUAACCAAUUCUUGGAAAUGAUAAAAAAAUAUUUUGAAAAUGGACUCGGAAAUACUCGUGAAUUAUAGAAGCGAGAUCGACAGUAAAUGCUUGAACAAUAAAACGUAUGAAAAUAAUUCAAAUGAAAAGUUGAAUUAAGAACACUCGGCUGAAGAAUAUUUAUGAUUUAACGUUACUGUAGUUCUUUGUUAACACGUGUUCUGUGAAGGCAAAAAUAUCGCUUGAAAUGAG